AGCUAUUUAACGCCGCCCCCACCCCGCACCCACUCGCCUCCUUCACAAAACCCCCAGCCUCCUCGAACCCCGCGCCCUCGGUAACCACCGCCACAGCGAGGACAGAGACGAGACAAGGCAGGCCGAGCCAAGGAGAGGAGAGUGAGGCUACCUGUGAGAGAUCCUGUGACGGCAUGGGAGAAGAGAAGAAGGCGAGUAAGGACGGCGGCGGCGACAAGAAGAAGGACGCCGGCGCCGGGCCGGAGGCGGCGGCGGCGCCGCAGCCCAUCGUGCUCAACGUCGAUUUGCAUUGCGCCGGCUGCGCCAGCAAGGUCCGGAAGGCCAUCAAGCGCGCCCCGGGGGUGGAGUCGGUGGCGGCGGACAUGGCGGUGGGCAAGGUGGUCGUGACAGGCGCGGCGGACGCGUUGGAGCUCAAGGAGCGCAUCGAGACCAGGGCCAAGAAGCACGUCCAGAUCGUCUCCGCUGGCGCUGGGCCGCCCAAGAAGGACAAGGAGAAGGACAAAGAAAAGAAGGCGGACGGCGGCGGCGGUAGCGAGAAGAAGGCCGAGAAAGAGAAAGGCGGCGGCGGCAAGAAGGCUGAGAAAGAGAAGGGCGCCGGCGACAAGUCCAAGGACGAGAAGAAGCCCAAGGAACUCAAAGAGGAGACCGUGACGCUCAAGAUCCGGCUGCACUGCGACGGCUGCAUCGACCGCAUCAAGCGCCGCAUCCACAAGAUCAAAGGGGUGAAGGAUGUGGCGGUCGACGCCGCCAAGGACCUAGUGAAGGUGACCGGCACCAUGGACGCCACCGCGCUGCCGGCCUACCUCAGGGACAAGCUCAGCCGUCCUGUGGAGGUUGUCGCGCCCGGCAAGAAGGACGGCGGUGGCGGCGACAAGAAAGGUGACGACAAGAAGGACAAGGGCGCCGGCGACGGCGGCGAUAAGAAGAAGGACGGCGGCGACAAGAAGAAGGACGGCGGCAGCGGCGAGGAGAAGAAAGACAAGGAUAAGUCCGCGGCCGUCUCCGCGUCGGUGGCGCCGAUGCCCUUGGCCGACGCGGGCAUGUACCAGAUGCCGCCGCACUACGGCUACACGCCGUACCCUCCGGCUCCCGGCAGCUACUACGGCGGCGCCGCCCCGCCGCCCAACCCCGCCUUGUACCCCAACGCCGGCGGCGCCCAGUACCUGCCGCCGCAGCCCUACCCGUACGCCGCCCACGUCCACGUGCACCAGAUGUUCAGCGACGAGAACCCCAACGCCUGCUCCGUCAUGUGAGCUCGCCGCCAGCCGCCGGCCGCCGGCCGCCAGCGCUGCACGCAACGCUCCCUGCACUCGCUGUAUUAAACCAUAAACUACGGCUUGGGUCUAGUGGUUUGGUUAGCUAAUCAGUUACUUAUUAGCAAGUUUAAAUUAGUGCUCCGAGAUUAGCAGAUGGCCUGUAAAUGACAGCAGCUGCGAAGGCCGGCCACGAUGUAAAAUUCAGUGUCAUGUAAUGUAUUCGCCCGCCUGAUGAAAUUUUGCCCUUUUAUCAUAACUAA
This is a messenger RNA of Phragmites australis (common reed), 1516 nucleotides long. RefSeq names its product heavy metal-associated isoprenylated plant protein 3-like. The record is from RefSeq and is a predicted model, not a curated record. The transcript has 4 exons. Lineage: Eukaryota; Viridiplantae; Streptophyta; Magnoliopsida; Poales; Poaceae. The coding region runs from base 174 to 1253 and encodes 359 amino acids. Gene Ontology annotation, molecular function: metal ion binding.